Molecule: messenger RNA, 1362 nt
Organism: Talaromyces amestolkiae
Lineage: Eukaryota; Fungi; Ascomycota; Eurotiomycetes; Eurotiales; Trichocomaceae
Exons: 4
Coding region: 1-1362 (453 amino acids)
Biological process (GO): lipid metabolic process
Molecular function (GO): phosphoric diester hydrolase activity
Source: RefSeq, a predicted model, not a curated record
AUGCAGCAAAUUCUGGUCACACUCGGUGCUCUCUCCUUCUUAUCCCUUUGCCAAGCGGCGCCGCACGAGAAACGUUCAUCGGACUACAUCUCGAGUUGCGGCAGUGCUUGGAUGGCACGGGAUGAUGUGAGUUCAAACAAUGGUGAGAUCCCGAGGCGAGGCUAUUUAACUGCUGUUACCGAAUUCUGCGAACAGGCUAGCGGACAGACCGUACCAGCUGGGGGCUAUCUCUCGUUAGCAACUCACGUUUUUCUAGACGGUGGAGGUAAUCCUUCCACAAACGGGAUUCCAGGUUAUGUCUAUUUUGAAGUGCACAACAAGCAAAAUUCCGCCUCGCACACGGUUGAUUUAAAAAACUGCACUUCCUAUCUACAGAAACUAUCAAACGACAAUUCUAAGUGUUGGGGCAGUGAGCAUUCUGAUACCAAGGGGGGUACCUGGCAGGUUGGCUCUGACGCUAUCUCCUACCAUGCCCUAGGAGAAAACGUCCCACCCGCUCAGGAUGCCGUCGAUAAACUGUAUACGAGCGGAGCGUUAUCAGCGUUAGGUGGCAGCGGCAAUGUGGCUCUAAGUCCGUUUCCACUAACCUUCACAUCCGACGUGAUACCCUUGCCUUGUCAUAGCCAUAAUGACUACACAAGAGAUAUUCCCUUAUACGAUGCACUCAGUGCUGGUUGCAUGAGCGUUGAAGCCGACGUGUGGUUGCAUAAUGGCAAUCUACGCGUCGCACACACCGACCCAGGAGACAGUGGACCGACAAUCCAAGAUUUGUAUAUCAAUCCGCUUAUUGCGCUGCUAGAUGCGCAAAAUUCUGACGGUGGUAACGGAAACGGUGUCUAUCCUCAGAGAAGAAACCAGUCCCUCGUGCUUCUUGUGGACUUCAAGAGCGACGGUACCACGACCUGGGACGCAGUCUACACUGCGUUGCAGCCCCUUAGGGAUGCGGGCUAUCUGAGCUACUGGGAUGGGUCUGAAUUUGCAUCACGCCCUGUCACCAUUGUCACCAGCGGAAAUGCACCCUGGGCCCAAGCAACAAAUAUCACAGCCAAUCCUAACCAUGACAUGUUUAUGGAUAGUCGUGUAAAUGAGUCACUGGAUGGAUAUGAUACUUCCAAUACAUACUAUUCAAGUGCCGAUUUUGAUAGCGCCAUCACUAGCUCGGGAUCGGCGCCUCUAUCGUCUUCAAACCAAGAGAAGCUAACGGAACAAUUGGAUGCAGGCCAUGCGAAAGGAUUCCUUGUUCGAUAUUGGGACAUUCCUAGCACUGACUUGUGGCAAGAGUUGGUAGAUGCAGGAGUGGAUAGGCUUAAUGUUGAUGACCUCGAAGCUUUGGCGGGCAUUGAUUUCCAUCUAUCGUCAUGA